Molecule: messenger RNA, 1608 nt
Organism: Leptosia nina
Lineage: Eukaryota; Metazoa; Arthropoda; Insecta; Lepidoptera; Pieridae
Source: the annotation of a GenBank genome assembly
AUGAUUUGGCAGCCUGUGGAUCUAUCGAGCGUUUGUCCCGUGCAAACGAACAUAACGGCUUGUUCCUCUUUCGGUUACGCUUUCCUGAACCUCUUAGUUCAUUUGUAUGGAGACUCUGUCGAUAGAGUUCGGGAAGAUGAGGAGCCUGAAUUGAGAAAUUUCGAAGAAUUCGAUUUUAUAGUGGUCGGUGCUGGAUCGGCCGGUUGCGUGGUCGCAAAACGAUUAAGUGAGAAUUUCAAAUGGAGGGUGCUUCUCUUAGAAGCGGGUGGCGAAGAACCAGACGUCACUUCCAUCCCCGGCCUAUCUACGAGCCUGCUCGGCUCCAGCAUUGACUGGCAGUUUACAACUGAGCCCAAUGGGAAGAGUUGUUUUGCUACGAAGGGAAGAUGCACGUGGCCAAGAGGAAAGGUAAUGGGAGGCUCGAGCGCCAUAAAUUCAAUGUCAUAUAUAAGAGGAAAUAAAGACGACUACGACGGCUGGGCGGCCCUCGGCAAUAAGGGAUGGAGCUAUGAAGAGGUGUUACCUUUCUUCAAGAAAUCAGAGCAAAACCUGAAUCCUCUCGCCGUAGAUCCAGGAUACCAUGGCUUCACUGGAGAGCAAUCGGUGGCUAGGUACCCCUAUAUCGACGUACCGUCGAGAAUAUUAACGGCGGCCUUCAUCGAAAGAGGUCUGCCUCUGACCGACUACAACGCGGGUUCCAUAAAUUCUCCACAAGUACUGAUGUGGUCCGGAAUCGGGCCUAGAGAGCAUUUGGUGGACGUCGGUAUUCCUGUCCUGCAGGAUCUACCCGUUGGCAACAAUCUUCACGACCACGUGACUUUCAAUGGGCUCAUUAUCGGUUACACGAAUUCAUCAUCCACUGUGACCAAUAACGAAGACAUCUUGAGAUAUACUAAGGACUUCUUUGUAACGGAUCAUAGAAAGAAUCCGUUGGCUGGCAACGGGCCCGUCAACUCUAUAGCGUUUUUGAAAUCCGAAGCCGGCCUCGAAGCGCCAGAUGUCGAGUAUCAAGUCGACGCUAUACCGUCGUGUAAAGAGUUCUUUUCAGACCCGAUCACGUAUAUUCAGGUUUCAACACUACCGACUGCAUUCUACGAUUGUGUUUCUCUACGUACGGAGAAUUUGAAGCCGAAGAGUCGAGGACACAUUCGUUUGAAUCCUGAAAACGUCUACGGUGAUCCACUGAUAAACCCAAACUAUUUUGGCGACGAAAGUGAUUUCUUGCCUCUCUUGCGUGGUAUCGAAUUCGCACUGACUCUGGAUAGCACGAAAGCGUUUAAGAAACUUGGAGCUUUCUUUAUUAAGGAGCCGAUACCCCCUUGCGAUGACUUAGUCUGGGGGACAACAGAUUAUUUUAUUUGUUUGAUGCAAACUUUCACUUCUAGCACUUAUCAUCCGGUAGGCACUUGUAAAAUGGGGCCGAGGAGCGACAGAACUGCUGUCGUAGACCCAGAGUUAAAGGUGUAUGGAGUGGAUAGGUUGCGAGUGAUAGAUGCUUCUAUUAUGCCAGUGGCGCCCUCUGGGAACACAAACGCCCCUUCCAUUAUGAUCGGUGAACGAGCUGUUGAUUUUAUCAUCCGUGAGUGGACCGACAGCGAAAGAUAUUAA